CCUCGCAGGGCAGCCUCGGCGGAAAUGAGCAGGACCCCGCCGGAAGCCGGAAGCGCGUUGAGGUGACGUGUGGCGGGCGGGGGGCCGGCAGCUGUGUGGGUGCCGCCAUGGAGACGCUCUAUCACCAGACCAACAAGCAAAUCCAGGAGGUCCAGUCUUACAUGGGACAUCUGGAAACCUCAGACAAGCAGUCUGUGCACUUGGUAGAAAAUGAGAUUCAGGCAAGACUAGACAAAAUAUUCAGCAACUUGGAGCGCCUGGAAAUCCUGUCUAGCAAAGAACCUCCUAAUAAGCGGCAGAAUGCCAAACUCCGAGUUGACCAGCUCAAGUAUGAUGUCCAGCACCUGCAGACAGCACUGAGGAACUUCCAGCAUCGCCGUUAUGCCCGGGAACAGCAGGAGAAACAACGAGAGGAACUUCUGGCUCGCACGUUUACCACUAAUGACUCUGACACCACCAUACCGAUCGACGAAACAUUACAGUUUAACGACUCCCUCCAGAAUGCCCAUCGUGGCAUGGAUGAUCUUAUUGGCAGUGGGACCAGCAUCCUGCAGGGGCUGAGGGACCAGAGAAUGACACUAAAGGACACUCAUAAGAAGAUCUUAGAUGUUGCCAACAUGCUGGGCUUAUCAAACACAGUGAUGCGACUGAUUGAGAAGAGGGCCUUUCAGGACAAAUACUUCAUGAUUGGUGGAAUGCUCUUGACCUGUGUGAUCAUGUUCCUUGUGGUGCAGUACCUGACAUGAGUGGACAGUUCCAGCAAAGGAAAUCAUCUUUUGGAACAAGACAGACCACCCUUCAGACUACUGCCUAUUUUACUCUUGAGUUCAUUUCUGUAGACAGCAGAAUUUGCUAAGUGACAGUCAAGUCAUACAUGGAUAAGUGAAUAGAGGAACAAACAUGGAUUUGGGAUGUUUAUGACCCAUAACAAUCUCUCCAGCCUUCAGUGCUGUCACUCUAUUGCCUGUAUACUUAAGGAUCUGGCUGGCUACCUAGGAGACAUCAUGUGCAGUGAAUCUUUUGGCCAGUUCUAAUACUAGAUACGGUUGUGGUGCCCAUCUUCUGAGGCUGAGGAAGAUGUGGCAUGGCUUUCCCAUCCCUGUGCUGGUCACAAGUGUUCUUCAUGUCUUUCUCAUACGCAGAAGGCUGUUAAGAAGAGCAAAUGCUACAUGGAUCUGCCCUGCAGAGCAUGCAUGCAGAAAGAGUGCUACAAUGUAAGGUUUUGGGUUCCCCUAUGAAAAUUUGGUCCCUUUACACAAGAGGUGAAGUAGAAGGAUGUCGUUAUCACAGCAUGAACAGUUGCUAAUUUUCUUAUUUUGCAGUAACUGGAUAUAGCUCUUCCUGCCUUAGGCCAAGAUGUCGCUAUUUGUAUGUGGAAAUAGAUUCCCAGACCCUUUGUUUUUUGGAAAAGCCUUGGUCCUUUUCAGGUUGAAUUCUUCCCCAUGGAAGUUGAGUGGUGGACUCUACAUGCAGAUAAAUACAGUUUAGUAGAAGACUUUCCAGCGUCUAUUUUAACCUCUACUUUUCCUCUAUUGCCACCCUGUGAUAGCAACUGCUCUCAUCCCCAUGCUUUUAUUGGGAGAUGAGACACUGUUGCUUCAGUGGAGCUGAAUCUUUAUAUAGCCAAUUGUUUCUGACAAGUCCAGCCUUCAAAAGACUCUGUUUCCAUUGCACAACAUGCUCUGGCAAGUUAUUUUGUGUUCUGCUUGUAGCUACUACUGUGACAACAGUGGUUGGAGCUAAGGAGUUGAAUAUAUCACCGUUCCACUGCA
This is a messenger RNA of Alligator sinensis (Chinese alligator), 1772 nucleotides long. It is a transcript of the gene GOSR2, whose product is annotated as golgi SNAP receptor complex member 2. NCBI's taxonomy places the organism in Eukaryota, Metazoa, Chordata, Crocodylia, Alligatoridae. The record is from RefSeq and is a predicted model, not a curated record. The coding region runs from base 108 to 746 and encodes 212 amino acids. The transcript has 6 exons. Gene Ontology annotation, molecular function: SNARE binding; SNAP receptor activity. Gene Ontology annotation, biological process: intra-Golgi vesicle-mediated transport; vesicle fusion. Gene Ontology annotation, cellular component: endoplasmic reticulum membrane; late endosome membrane; SNARE complex.